Messenger RNA from Entelurus aequoreus (snake pipefish), 3739 nucleotides. It is a transcript of the gene lysmd3, whose product is annotated as LysM, putative peptidoglycan-binding, domain containing 3. The transcript is spliced from 3 exons. Gene Ontology annotation, biological process: Golgi organization. Bases 175 to 1098 code for a protein of 307 amino acids. NCBI's taxonomy places the organism in Eukaryota, Metazoa, Chordata, Actinopteri, Syngnathiformes, Syngnathidae. The record is from RefSeq and is a predicted model, not a curated record. Gene Ontology annotation, cellular component: Golgi apparatus.
GCGUGAGCGGUGGUUAGCCCAAGGCUCGUAGCCAGCUAGCCAGCUAGCUAGCUAGGAUGUGUCGAGGCGAUGCUACACGACGGCGGAAAGGUGAGACCGAGGAUUAUCGUCGCCCGACGCAGCCAUGGGCGUCAUUGAGGGUAACUAGCUGAUCGGUACACACCUUCGCAGAGGAUGACUGGUCGGGGCCAGCACUACGGCUUCCAAGGGGCCACCAUUGUUCAAGCCUCCAAUGGUGGUCAUGCCUACCUGUUUGGGACCAAUAGUUCGGAGAACGAACAGUCGGAGGAGGAUGGGGAAAGCUGUGACCUGCGGCCACGUAGCAGAGACCGGAACAAAAGGAGCGCGUCCAGGGAGAGGGUGGACGACAUCGUCUACCUAAGCAGAGAUGUCCAGGAGGGCGACACCCUAAACAGCAUCGCCUUGCAGUACCAUUGCUCGGUGGCGGAUCUGAAGCGUGCCAACAACCUGGUGACGGAGCAAGACUUCUUCGCCCUGAGAUCUGUGAAAAUCCCCGUCAGACGCUUCAGCAUGCUGACUGAAACCCACAAACCAGGACCUCCCAAACCGGCCUCCCUUUCCCAAACCUCGGCCGUCACCGCCCUCCCCAUGGAGUCGUCCACGGACUCCUCCUCUUCCACGGACAGCGUGGAAGGCUUCCUCCAGGAGAAGGACAAGGACAUCGAGCAGCUGGUCAAUUCCGCCGGCCCGUCGACGAGCAGCCUGAACGAGGUGGUGUCCUCCCUGACGCACCAGCAGAUUCAGCCCUCGCUGGGCAAAUUGGAGUACAAAGCGGCGCAGAAAAAGGACCCGUAUUACGGCGCGGACUGGGGCAUGAGGUGGUGGACGGCCGUGGUCAUCAUGCUGGUGGUCGGCAUCGUCACGCCCGUCUUUUACCUGCUGUACUACGAGGUCUUCAUGAAGAUCGAGGUAAGCCAUCACGCCGUGCCCACGGGGGCUCUCGGGGACACGCCUCCCGGACAUCCGCACGGUCCAAUGGGAGACGGCCAUGCUGGAGCUGAUCGCUCACAUGCCGGACACGUAGCUCAUGUCGCUCUGCAAGGCCUCGGCGUGAACAAUGAACAUGAGAAGACAUAACUAACAUGGACUCCUAAUAUAACACUUUUAAUGAUAUGAUCAAUGCAAUCUUGACGGGGAAAGAAUUUUAUAUAUUUCUAUUAAUUUAACCUUUGUCAUCCAUGCUGCUGCUGCCUUUUGAAGCCACAUGCAAUUUCCCAAAUAUAAAUAUAGACAAAUCAUUUUCAGGACUCAUUGAAAAGUUUAUUGUGCAUUUUGGAUUUGAAGCAGGGGUGUCCAAACUUUCUCCAUUGAGGGCCACAUUCAGAAAAAAUUUAAGUUGCACGGUGGAAUAUUGUACAAUAAAGGGGAACUGCACUUUUUUUGGAACUUUGCCUAUCGUUCACCAUCAUUAUGAGAGACAGGAACACACUUUUUGGGGGGGAUUUUAAAGAUGAUUAAAAACAAAUCUUUCAGAAGUUGCGGUUAAUGGGAGUCACCGUUGUUGCCUUCAAAACCCUCCAGCAACGUUUUGUAUAAACACUGCAAGUCUAUCUCUAUAAUGUAGUACCAAACACCUUCAUAAUAUGUACAAUAUUUACCGUAUUUGGUCAUUUUAAUCACUGCCGGAACUAAUUCUUCAGCGCAUUUAUUUCUGUUUCCAUAGCAACGCACAUCUGACUUCCAGUGUGUUCCUACUUACGGAUACAAAACGCUUGUGUCUUCUAAUCAUGGCAGGUACGGUAACUAAGACGACUAUUUCUGGACAAAUGAGGAUUCAGAACCUUAUCUUUUUGAACCUGAAUAUACUGAGGAACUACUGCUUCUAGAAGUGAGCACGAAGGAAGAGUGAGAUGUUGGAGCAGACGGAAGCCGAGAGAGUUAGGUGAAAGUAAAUCAAAGCUGAAAAAUGUGGAACUUGAAGACAAGCUAUUUCGACAUAAAUGAAGUGCUUACCCAUAAUUAAUCGGAAAAAAAACCCAUCCCGGGCCAGCUGGUCCAGACGAACAACUGUCCACACUUUAUAUUGAUAAUGAUACAUGCAGCACGUCAUGCGUAUUAUUACAACUAUAGUACUGUGUACAAACAAAACAUGAAAUAAUACUUAAUACUGUGAUAUGAUUGUUCAUGUUUUUCACUCAGUACAGAUUGGCGUCCUAUGACAUUGUGUUAUGUAUUACAAACUCAAACAAGUUUCGUGCUGACGUAGAAACUAGCUUAUUUCUUGCCGUAGCUAGCUUUUACAGCUAAUACCGUAGCCCGCCGAUGUGUUACUACGCUAGAAAACUUACAAUAACAAUGUUGCUACAGUUUGGUUAUUAUACAGGUUACAGAACGUGAAUGAAGUAUUGACGGUUUUUGAACGCAUUUUUAAAGUGACUUAGAGGUAGAAUUGAUUGCUCCAAUUAGCUGCAUUGCUAGCCACCUGGAACGAGCUGAUUUGUAUAUGUUAGAAAGCGAAAAAAAACACAACCAUUUGUCUUCUUGUCUCUCAUGAUUGUGAAUGAUAAGCAAAAAUUUAAAAAAGUGCAGUUCCCCUUAAAAGCAAAUUAGUGUACAUCAAUAGAUGCUAAGCUAUCUGAAAACAAACAUUUAGCAUUGUUAUAAAGAACACUAGUGUAAUAUAACUAGAGCUGUCAAGAAUAUAAACUCAUGUGAUUCAUUUCAAACAUUGCAUUAAUCAUGGAUAUAUGCAGAUUAAUCACCUUUUUUUUGUUUCUUUACCUUCUAAUCUACUUUAACAAUAUAAUUGCAUUUGUGUCCAAAUACUGUAGUCUUUUUUUGAAACUUCAGUCAACUUAAAUGAUGCAGGUGAGUAAUACUACUUGCAAUACUUGGGAUUAAUCCUUAAUGUUUGACAGCACUACUUACAACUACCCAUUCCCGUCACACACAAAAAAUACCCGAAUGAGAUAAAAAGUUAAAAUGAGUCAAAUAUGAGAUGAAAAGUCAAUUACGAGAUUAACAUUCAAAAUUUAUGAGAUAAAGACUUUGUAUUUUAAUAUAAAUAAAAAGGUCAUAAGUUUGAAAUAACGACUCAUUACUUCGAAUUCUCAUUAUUUAAACUUUUUAAAAUCAAAAUUAACUUUUGACUCAUAAUUUCGACUUUUUCACUCAAAAUUAUAGCCCAUCCUAUAUUUUCAACUUUCAUUUUUUAACAUAAUUACAACUUUUUAUUUCAUAUUUUUGACUCAUAAUUUCUACUAUCUCAAUUACAACUUACUAUUGGGGUAUAUAUAUAUAUAUAUAUAUAUAUAUAUAUAUAUAUAUAUAUAUAUAUAUAUAUAUAUAUAUAGAUAGAUAGAUAGAUAGUCAUGUAUCUGUCAAGGGCCAAUAAAAAAAACAGCUGUGGGACAAAAUUAGCCCCCAGGCCGCACUUUGGACACCCCUGGUUUUAAGCUUAUUACACGGUGACAUCAUUGAGAAAUAAUAUAUUUCAGGACCAUUGUGCCAUCGUACACUUGUUAGUAUUGAAGUUGGACAUUAGUGACAUUUGAAAUAAAGCGAUAAAGCUCGGUGAAGAAUUGCACAGCAUUCCUCAGACGUACGUGUGUGUGUGUGUGUGUGUGUGUGUGUGUGUGUGUGUGUGUGUGUGUGUGUGUGUGUGUGUGUGUGUGUGUGUGUGUGUGUGUGUGUGUGUGUGUGUGUGUGUGUGUGUGUGUGUGUAAGCCCUUGUACUUCAAAUGUUGACAUUAUGUGCCUUUCAACCUGUGGAAAUAUU